Fundulus heteroclitus (mummichog) is the source of this 1642-nucleotide messenger RNA. Its product is annotated as free fatty acid receptor 3-like. Gene Ontology annotation, biological process: G protein-coupled receptor signaling pathway; cellular response to fatty acid. Gene Ontology annotation, molecular function: G protein-coupled receptor activity. The coding region runs from base 211 to 1236 and encodes 341 amino acids. The record is from RefSeq and is a predicted model, not a curated record. Gene Ontology annotation, cellular component: plasma membrane. NCBI's taxonomy places the organism in Eukaryota, Metazoa, Chordata, Actinopteri, Cyprinodontiformes, Fundulidae. The transcript has a single exon.
UAAAGGCGGCGCUCAGCACCUUUUCCUACCGCAUGUUUUCCUUCCACUAAACUUUUCAUGACAGACUGGGUCCAGCCGUCUGCGUCUCUGGACCUCGGUCCGGUCCGAGUGGCGUAGGUUAGAUUCCCUUCGCUGUCCAACCGAUAAAAACACCUAAAGAUGAUUAAUCUGUGGAAUAAAUCUGAUCUUCAGCGUUUAAUAAACAGAUAAAUGAACUUUAUGACGACGUUCUGCUUCUUCUGUUUGCUUUCAUGCAGCUUCUCUGAGAGCGUCCCCCCCACCGGAGCGGCCGCCAUGUUCUACAACCGCCUGCUGCUCUCCGUCUACGUCCUCACCUUCCUGAUGGGGGUCCCCGCCAACAUCCUGUCCUUCGUCACGCUCUGCCGCAAGGUGUGCCGCAAGGCGGCGCCCAUCGACGUGCUGCUGCUCAACCUCACCGUGUCGGACCUCAUCUUCCUCGCCUUCCUGCCCUUCAAGAUGAAGGAGGCGUACGACAGCAUGGCGUGGCUGCUGCCCUACUCGCUGUGCCCGCUCACCGGCUUCGUCUUCUACGUCACCAUCUACAACAGCACGCUGCUGCUCACCGCCGUCAGCGUGGAGCGCUACCUGGGCGUGGCCUUCCCGCUCAGGUACGCCGUGUGCCGCCGGCCUCGCUACGCCGUCUGGGCCUGCUUCACCUUCUGGGCCGUGACCUCCUGCAACCUCAGCAUCGUCUACGUCCUGCCGUACUCCCAGUGGACGUACGCCGGCAACGCCAGCGGGCCCACGCCGCCGCCGCCCACCUGCUACCUGAACUUCUCCGAGACCGAGCUGGAGAUCCUGCUGCCCGUGCGCCUGGAGCUCUUCCUGGUCCUCUUCUGCAUCCCCUUCGUCGUCAGCUGCUUCUGCUACGUCAACUUCAUCCUCAUCCUCUCCCGCCUGCCCAACAUCAGCCGGCGGCGGCGGCUGCGCUGCAUCGGCCUGGCCCUGGGGACGCUGGCCGUCUUCGCCGUCUGCUUCGGGCCCUACAACGCCUCCCACGUGGUGGGCUUCGUCCAGCAGGAGAGCCACGAGUGGAGGAACCUGGCGCUGCUCUCCAGCACCCUCAACGCCUGCCUGGACCCGCUGAUCUUCUACCUGUCGUCAGCGGCGGUCAGGAGCAUGUUGAACCGCUGCUUCCGGGGCAUCAGGGCCAAGAUGCACAUCCUGGGCUGCGGAGAAGCUCCUCGCCACGACCGGGCAGAAGCUCCGCCCUGAACCGGCUUCACCCAGGGUUCUGCUUCGCAGUGAAGACCUGGACUCAGUGAAGCUCCUCUAGAACCAGAGGCCUUCCUUUCUGGAGGUCCGUCCUGUUUGUUCCUGCAGCAGAGGAGCGGAGUGGGACCUCCUGUUCCUGGACUGCAGGACAUCAGGAGAACGUUGCCUUGAAUAGAGACAGCUCAGCUUUUAGACUGACCCAAAGGUUAGGAGUCGGCUCUCCGGCUGCUGGGAGGUCGACUUCACCUCCUCGUCGGCUCGUUGUCUUCUGAAAGGUCUCCAUGCAGACUGUUCCUCAUGAAUCAGCUGCAGGUGGUGAUGCUGCAGCAAAGCGACCAGGAGGAACAACCGAAUGUGUUUGUGCUUAAAUGUAAUUAGUCUGCAGAUAAAUAAAGACUGAAAGCAG